UUUUACCCGCUUCAUCGAAGAGCCUCGCCUCUUCUCCCCCGCUUCGCGACCGAAACCCUCGGAAAAACCUCGAAAGCUGCAUCAAUGGCAUCGCCAUCUCCCUCUAUCGCCGACUGUUUAAAGCUCCUCAGAGGCGAACGAGACGAGCAGAAGCUUGCCGGCCUCCUCCUCGCCACCAAAUUCUGCCAAAGCGACGACAGAGACUCAAUUCUUCAGGUCUACAGUGCCGUCGGCCACCGGUUCCUCGAUCGCCUCUUGAUGACCGGAAUUGGGAAACGAGCUGGUGGUGGUAGCGUUAGAAGCGGAGAGGAGCGAGAGGCGUAUUUAAAGCUAUCGGUUACAGUUCUUGCUGGAUUCUGUCGUGUGCCGGAGAUCGCGUCGUCUAUGGAGAUGAUCUCUAAAGUUCCUGUUAUGGCAGAAGUUAUGUCAAAAUCAUCAGAUCAAUCCGUUGCUGAGGAGUGCUAUGAAUUUUUGCUGUUAGUAGCUGGCGCUUCUGAAAAAGGAAAGUCUAGUUUCUAUCAGCCUGGUGUGUUUGACAUGCUAGCCCCACAUGUCUAUAGUUUACAAAAUGAUUCUCAAUUAUUGGAACUUGCCAUGAGACUUCUGCAACUGGUGCUAAACGGCCUGCUCAUUGAUAUGAUUGAUGCUGAAAACAUAACAGGGUUGUCAUCCAUGGUAGCUGCUAUUUCUAGACAGUUUGCUGAGCUGCACAAUGCCUUCAAGUUUGAUGCCUUGCACUUGCUUUCUGUAGUUCUAUCUGCAAAAAUCACUUUACUUCGUGAUGCUCUGAGGUCAAUGCCAACUGCAACUUGGGCAUCUCAUGUACGUCUUGGCAUCACAGCAGUUCUACAAAAUCGUGUUGUUUCUAGAGAAAAGCUUCAUGCCCUUCUUCUGGCUGAGUCUAUGAUGUCAAUACUUGGUGAAGAUUGGCUGGUAGAACAGACUGAAAUGCAUGAUAACCAAAUCCAAAUGCCGGUUGACAAGUAUAUGUUACUUGUUCUUGAGACAGCAAGAGUUGAAGUUGCUGUUCUGCUCAAUGAACUUGCCUAUUCCAAAUAUGAAGCUUCAAAAAGUUCUGUUAAUAAUGAAUCCAUUCUGAUUAAGCAGCGAAAUCUGGCGAUUACAUUCUCAUUGAUAGAGAAGAUCAUUAAACUAAUUUCACAUGCAAGUGAGAUCAAAGGUAGCCCUCUCAGUGAAAGUACUCUGACUAAAGUUGUUGCUGGAUUAAAUGAGACAAUCAAUUUAGUUUUAGACUUUCUACAGGAUUCAAAGGAUCAUGGCCAACAUAGAGGGGAUGAUCUCUUAGCUGCUGUUCGAAUAAUCGGAAGUUAUCUUGCAGAAGCACCCUUUGCCUGUAAGGAGAAGAGUCGCGGUCUUUUGGAGUAUAUGCUUUUGAUUGAAGGAGAUGACGAAUCAAGACCCUUCUACUCCAUCUGCUUUUUGCUUCCAAUGUUGUGCCAAAUAACUGUGGAAACCGAAGGGUGCAAGCUCCUGGGAUCAUUUGGAGGACAUAAAAUUGUAGUAGAAUGCCUUAUACAAAUGAUUGGAAAGGAUGGAGCAGCAGUCGAAAAUUAUGGCACAAUAUUCUUGGCAUGUGAGACCAUUUUGAACAUUCUACUAAAGAGCAAGGAAAUUCAAGUGCAUCUAGAAGAUUUUCAACUAGUUCGCCUUCUGCAAGCACUGGCUUUGUGGACUGAGAAGAACAAUGAUCCAACCACGAUUAUGAUGGCUUCUUGCAUCUGCUCAUUGAUAUUUGCCUUAACAUCUGAGGAGUCUCUUUUAAAACGUUCAAAUCUCGAAGGCAGGACUCUUGAGGCCUUAUCACAAAUUAUUGCCAUAAGUUUUAGUCAGGCGGAGCUAAGUUAUGACGUAGGUGAACACUUGGAUCUCCAUGAAAUCGUCACUGCAGCGUAUUCUCAAUGGUCUGACCGGUAUCCUCUUGUUAGAACUGCUGUUGAGCGUGCUCUUAACUUGGGAUAAUUACAGUAUUCAUGUUGAGCUGGAAACUAUUUAUCUGAUGACGCGAAAGGAGAAAAGUGACUUUGCAUAGCCAUCUUUUCAGCCCGUUUUAUCGAUAAUUACAACUUUCUACUGAAAAGGUGCUGCUGAUAUCCUAGGCUGCCGAUAUCUUCAAUCGGGCUGUGAAGGCUGAUGAUAUACGCCUAAUUGCAUCAGAAUACCUUUGUCUGCUGUAUAUAAUGUACAUGAAUGGAUAUGCAUGUAACAAUUGUGUUAAGUUAUUGGAUUACUUGUUGGGGAUACGUAUGAUUAA
This is a messenger RNA of Asparagus officinalis (garden asparagus), 2272 nucleotides long. Its product is annotated as neurochondrin. The transcript has 19 exons. Bases 85 to 1980 code for a protein of 631 amino acids. NCBI's taxonomy places the organism in Eukaryota, Viridiplantae, Streptophyta, Magnoliopsida, Asparagales, Asparagaceae. The record is from RefSeq and is a predicted model, not a curated record.